Phalacrocorax carbo (great cormorant) is the source of this 9693-nucleotide messenger RNA. NCBI's taxonomy places the organism in Eukaryota, Metazoa, Chordata, Aves, Suliformes, Phalacrocoracidae. The record is from RefSeq and is a predicted model, not a curated record.
CUGCGCAGGCAUGUUAGGAUUGUCUCCAGCUAAGGUGACUUCUGGUGGUUGCUUUGCAAGUCGUGGGUCUGGUUCUAGUCCUGUGCUGUCAACAUGCUGAUGUCUUCCUUAUUCUGAACCAAAGUGAUGGUGAAAGUAAGCCUAGGUGGUUCUUUAUAGAGGAGAUUUUUGUUAAUUAUUUUGAGAUCCUUAAAACUUAAAUGAUCUGUAAUACAGUGAAUCUUCACUGAAUAUUUUACAAACUAGCCAUUAACAAUAGUAACAGAAAACACUGUUCAGAUGACAUUGCCAACUACAGUAUUAAUGCUAUAAGGAAAAAAAUUCCACGUUUGUCUAACCUGGAAUGAAUUCUGCAGUCAAAGUGCAAUGAAUGUAAAAGGGAAUUAGUAAACGUGACUUAUUCAAAAAUAGAAGGAAAAACAUGCAAUUUUUAAGUUUGGUUAAUUACAUAUAUGUUGUUGUGUUUAAAAAUAAAGUUUCAGAAGUGUUAAUUGUUCCAGGCCCUAACAAAGGGAAAGGAAUUAUUCACUGCAAUAUGUAGAGCUCAGUCAGGAUGCCCCUUGUGUUUUGUAAUAAGCAAGGCAAAUUGCUUGAGCAGUGCACACUUCAUUUAGCUUUUCUGCAAUUAAAAAAUAAUUGAAAAGCUCUUUCAUUGCAGCAAGGCAGACAGACUUGUAAAUGCUUUGAAUGCAAAGCAAUUGUGUAGUAAGGUAGAGAAUCUGUCGAGAGUACAAAGGCCAUCCUGGAAAAUAAAGUAUGUUAUUUUUCUUAUUUACAUAACUCAAUAUACAGACCAACUCACUACUGGAAAAUGUAUCAUGUAGGAAAACUAUAAAACAACAUUUCUAAUUUCAGUUUUCUGAAAUGGAAUUCAUCUGAAAGUAACAAAAAAACAUUCCUGAAAGCAGCGCAGCUAAUUACAUUUUAUUGUUUAAGGGUGCAACUGGGAUUAAGGGCGCUCUCGCAAGAUGAUGGGUCUGUGUUAGCUUGCCCUAUGAACCUAUGUAAAUGAACCUAUGUUCACGUUGAAGCUAGGUAAAUGUUGUUAAAAUUUGCUGUAUAUGUAGUCGAGCAAAAAAAUGUAGCUUAAUUUUGCCAAACGCCAAUCCCUGGAGAAAGGAAUACUAAAAUGAGACUGUUUCACUGGUGUUUCUAAUAUCCAGAGAAUUGCAAACAUAUUCCUCGUGUGGUUUUCAUGUUAUUUUUAGUUCAGGUUGAAGCCUGGUUAUUCAGUGUACAUUCUGUAGUGUCCUGUGGCUUCCUCUUCAAGAAUGUUUUUCCCUUCCACCAGCCCCAUACCAAAAUACUUUUACUUAAAAAUUCAGUUAUGUUUUAGUGUUGGAGAGAACACUCAAAAAGUCAUGUUCAUAUACUGUAGGAACUUUGCCCUUCAGUGACUGUACAAAUACGUGAGGAAAUACCUACUCUGUAUUGUGUUUGGAAUGUGUUUGUGAACUGUGUUUGCAGGGGAGUAUCUUUGAUGAACAAGGAAGAGAAAUCCUGCCAGAAACCUGUGGACAAAUAUAUUGAGUAUGACCCUGUUAUCAUCUUGAUUAAUGCUGUUUUAUGCAAAGCACAAGCAUACAGGCACAUUCUUUUCAAUACAAAAAUAAAUAUUCAUGGGAAGCUCUGCAUAUUUUGUUUGCUUUGUGAGGCUUAUCUCAGGUGGUUGCAACUACAGGGUUCAAGCCAAAAUACAGAUCCUGAUGACUUAAUCAGAUAUGCCAAGGAAUGGGAUUUUUAUAGGAUGUUUGGUAUAGCUUCUUUAGAACAAACUUCAUUUUUGCUUGGAAUAUUUAUUACUUUAUGGUGGAUGAGACCUGAGAUGCUGAAAACAAAGUCUGACUUCAUUUUACUUCUCAAAGCACUGCUGUUGUCCAGCUAUGGAAAGCUUCUGCUAAUUCCAGCUGUUAUUUGGGAACAUGACUACACGCCUUUAUGCCUUGUGUUUAUAAAAGUGUUUGUCUUGAUAUCAAACUCCCAGGCAAUUAGAGUUACAUUGAACUUGAACCGAAUGCUCGCUUGGUUGGCCAUCAUCUUUGGAUUAAUUUUGGAAAAUGGUGUGGUCUGCUUGUUCCAGAAAAUGGGAUGGGAUGUUUGAAACCUCAGCCCAGAGCUGAAGAAAUACCGACAUCAUCUUUUCUAAGAAUGAUCUCUGCCAGCAAAUUCCAAAGAUCCUAUUUUCAUAGUACUUAAGAAGGUGAUAGAUAACAAAAACUUGCAUUAGUGGUGAGUGUAAACAGCUUUAGGAUGAGUGAAAAUGAGAAACUUCAGAAGUUUGGCUAUUUAAUGUGGUUAGCCACAAAACCUCUGCCUUAGCUUGUUUAUUUUCCCAUUAAAAAUAUGAUUGUGUCACUAUCCUAAUAGCUUUAUAAAUCUGGUUGUGUACCUAUGGCUGUAACAAAAAAGGUACACUAAAAAUUUCAGCAUUGCUACCAAUCACUGCAUUUUGGCAGGAGGAGGAUGAAUUGUUCCCUUAAGAGGAAAGAAGAGAGUCAGUGGGAAAAUGUAAAAGACAAAAUUGGUAUUUCCGCAAAAACAGAUUUUGAAAGAGAGAAGUGAACAUGUACAAACAGAUUAUUAGAGAAAAGGCAAGUAUUGCAGAGUGAAACUGCAGUGGGAAGACUAAGUUGUGUUGUUCUGGAGUGUUCACAUAAUAAUCUAAAAUAAUAAAAUCUCUAGUUCUAGAGUAAUCUCUAGGAACUAUCGUUUUAACUGGCUUGAAAUUUUUUGUGCUCUCAAACGCUGCUGCUUUGUUCUGAAGGCUGAAAAGAGAGUGAAAGGACUCUGACUCCCAGCAUACACGGUUGUUUGGGAUACCGCUGCUUCUGCAUUUAAUAUUAAGCCACAUCCCCUGCACCCAGCCCUCACCUGGCAGCAGUUCAGUGGAAGCAAAAAGUGAAGUAUGAGGCUGCUUAGCAAUAAAGGAGUACUUUUUCUUAAAAAAACCCACAACAUGUUUAGGCCCAAAUUAGUGAAGAAACAUUUAUAGAAGUUCUGCACCUCUUUUCCCAGCAGGCAAAGAGAGGUCUAGACAGCCCCUAAAGGAGCAGGCAGAAUCGGUUUCUGCAAGACAGUGAUAAGGACAUAAAGCUACUUUUAUGCAGAGGAGUUUCCAUGAUGUUCCAUCCAAUGUUUAAUUCUCCUGCUUCAGUUGUUGGAAGGCUGUACUGUCUACAGGCACUUCUUCCAUUCUUCGUUUUCCUCAGAUGCAGGCUCCUAUCUGUGUUUUGCAAAACCCAUCAAAUAACAUUUUGCAACAUCUUCAAGUUAUUUCCAAACAGGUGUAGAGUAAGUCUAGAUUAUGAUCACAGGAGACGUCAGACAUGUUUGUCCGAUGCAACUGUCUGCGCCAUAGUACGUUUUUUUGGUCAGAAAAGCAAGUGGUUGCUGAUUCUGUUUUAAUAAGUCAGAGGCUGACGCCACUCGCGCUGUUUGUGUUACAUUUGACAUCUCUCCGAGCAUGUGAUGGUAUGGCUAGAGAAGGCAAAAAAAAAAAACCCCAAACUGCAACCUCUUCUGAGUACAUGAGACAGUUUAACACUGCAACUGCCCCAGCAAGCACAUAGUUGUGAAGGUGUAUGAGGGAUCCACCUUGUUACUGGUGUGAAUCAGUGGCCAGACAAGUGUAGGUGUGCAGUUGCUGACUGCCUGAGCAGCAGCUUUGGCAGCACAGUACCUAGGACGUGCUUUGCUUUACAUAAUUAGAACUGGGGAGAUACUCCACCAAAAAAGCUUUUUUUAAAAAACCUGUACAUUGCCAAAGGUGCUUUGAAUAGGGCUCAUGUUCCUCCCACAACACCAGCACUGCAACAGAGGCUGCAGGUUGAGAGGGUGCAAAGGGAAGGAGCAGCAGAGCUUUCAGAAAAGCUUCAGGAUGCUGGUCUGGCCUGCUUUCGCUUUCCUCCUUCACCUUCUGCCGUCAGAGGGAAUGAAGUUGUGCUGUAGCAGAGAGGAUGACAGAAGGUUAUGCACUAGGAAAAUGCUGGUGCCCGCUGAGCCAAACCCUGUUUGUUAUUGUAGCCGUCAUCUGGCUUUUACCCAGCGCUCUGUUCAUCUUAGUACAACCUUAGCAUUGCAGCUGAUAAAGUUUCUCACCACUCUGUGUCCCUCUUCAGGAAACGUACAUUCUUUCUACCACUAAUUUUGCUUUUCUAAUGAUGUAACAACAGUGCUUUGGUUUGUUCCUCUUAGAUUUUUUUUUUUUUUUAAUCUUGUUUGUAACCAUGACACAUAAGGGGUUUUUUUUGAUCCCUCUCCCCCCCACCCCAUCCCCCCCCACCAAAAGUUCUCCCUUUUCUGCUCUGGCAUUGGUUUCAGUCUGAAGGCUGAGUGGAGCACAUGUAAGUGUGACUAAUGCAAGGGGAAGAUAUUGCAUUUCUUGUAAAUAUUAUCUAGUCAGCAGCAAAACUGUAAAUACAACGUAUAUAAAUUUUGUUUGGGAUCAAUUUCCUUAAAUUAAAGUUUAUUUUGAAUUAAAAACAUUUCAGGACAUUUUCUGAGCUUUAUUCAGAAGACCUAGAAUGGACAUGAACACAUUCCGAAAGAAGAAAUGCUCAUCUAUUGUGUCACAUAUGCCAAUAACGUAUCAGUUAUGCACUCCAUAAUGCUAUCAGGAGCCACCACUGUCCUUAUGCAACUUUGAGGACGGAGAAGAAAAUGAAGAGCUACGGAGCUGUGGAACGAAAGCUAUUUGUUAUUGUCUAGUAAUGUACAGGUAAUGCGUCGUACAGGUUUUCAGAGACAUCGUUAUUGCCUAGUGAUGUAGGACAUUCUGCCUUGUGUGGUUUUAUGGCUACUCAUUUUCCAGAACUAACAGGACAAGUAAGCUAGUAUUUCAUAAAUCUAGGAGGAACUUGAGGAUGCCCUCUGUGUGUGUGGGCAGGUGCGUGUGCAUUUUUGAUGCCUUAGGAAAAGGAUUCUGUAUGGUGCUGGAGAGAACCUAGCCUAUUUUAAGGUCCUGCCUGUUUAAAGUAGUCAUCUCCUUCUUGCUUUUAUUCCUUUUCGUCUUUUGAGCUCCUCUUCUUUCAUAAAUUCUUCAUAAUGAAAUAGUCAUCUGUGCAGGAAGAUGUAUGACAAAUAGCUUGCCCUUUCUAUAUAUCUUCAGUUGGUUCCUCAACUUAGGAGAAAGGAUUUACUUGGGUUAAAAAUCUAAUGGCCUGGAAAUGAAUCCGUGUAAACUUUCUGAGUUUUGCUUGGAAUCAAAGAGGCUAUUGUGGCCUAUGGGAAAGUCAUGGGCCUGUGGAACAAAUUGCAGAAUUCCUUCAGAUGACAUGCACAGGAGAACCAGAGAUGUUAUUUACACUUGGGUUGAGCAACGGUUUAGUGAUUGUGCAGUGGGAGCUGGGACCUUUGGGUCCAUAGGUCAGGUAACAGAUACUUAGAAAUUAUACAAAAUUGGAGAAUUAGAGUAGAAGCUAGGAAGGGUUAAAAGAAUGUAGGUGCCAGACUUUUAAAUUAAGAGUUGAGAAGACUAUAAAACCUAAGAGGAUAGAAUCUCAAAGAUUAAUGCAGUGAAGAUGAGUGUGAGUGUAUGAUUAAGCAAGUAUAUGAAUGUCCUACUCCUAAAUUUUCAAAGGAUUAACAUGAAGGAGGAAUAUUAUUUAUUGUAGACGUUUUUACACACACAAAAUUGUAUGUGUGGCCGCCUUGGCCACCUGGGCAUGCUGCUGGCUCACAUUCAGCCAGCUAUCGACUAACACCCCCAGGUCCUUUUCUGCUGGGCAGUAUUCUAGCCAUUUGUCCCUAGGCUUGUAGUGUUGCAUGGGGCUGUUACGGCCCAAGUGCGGGACCCGGCUCUUGGCCUUGUUAAACCUCACACAAUUGGCCUCGGCCCAUGGAUCCAGCCUGUCCAGGUCCCUCUGCAGAGCCUUCCUACCCUCAAGUGGAUCAACACUCCCGCCCAACUUGGUGGCUUCUGCAAAAUAGGUGCAUUUGAUCCCUAUGUCCAGAUCACUGAUGAAGAUAUUAAAGAGAACCGUCCCCAACGCUGAGCCCUGGGGAGCCCCGCGUGUGACCGGCUGCCAACCAGCUUUAGCUCCAUUCACCAAACUGUUUGGGUCUGGCCAUCCAGCCAGUUUUUUACUCAACACAGAGUACACCUGUCCAAGCCACAAGCAGCCAGUUUCUCCAGGAGAAUAUUGUGGGAAAUGGUGUCAAAGGCUGCCCUGAAGUCUAGGUAGACAACAUCCCCAGCCUUUUCCUCAUCUACUAAGCGGGUCACUGCGUCAUAGGAGGAGAUCAGGUUAGUUAAGCAGGGCCUGCCUUUCAUAAACCCAUGCUGACUGGGCUGAUCAGCCGGUUGUCCUGUACAUGCCGCGUGGUGGCACCCAAGAUGAUCUGCUCCAUUUUUGUAAUAGUCUAAGUGAUAACAGGAAAUGGCAAAGGAUGUCUUCCAAACAGUGAAGUCUAUGGGCUUCCCUGGAAAAGCUACCAAUAACAUCGUUACUUCAGUGGUUUGCACUCCAUCCUGGAAAAUACACUUUUAUGAGAAUUGCCAAUUGUACAGAGAUGGAAUUAAUCUCUGUGAAUAGGAGGAGCUGUGCAACAGCAGACCUUCAUUCCGCAAUAGUAUGCGUUGCAUUAGGUUUUGCUGCUGGAGGCAAGGGCUACUACCCUCGUGACCUCGUGCAGAUACAGACAAGCGAGUCCAUUCUUCCACGACAAGUCAUAUCUCAAGCAUUGAAACUGCCAUUUGUUAGCCCAGUCUUCACCAAACUGAAAGUAAAAUAGGACAUCUGCACUGGAAAACUAUUAGCAGCUGAUUUCUCAUAAAACAAGAAAGCCGUUGUUUUUCAGGAGCUUGCAUGCUGUUGCAAUCCAUCUGCUCUACCCCCAUGGGUAGCGUUAAGCACCACAGUGCCAUCUGGAGUUGAAAAGUAAAGUACUAUUGUUUCCAAAACUGGAAGGAAUGUAAAAGGGCUAGAAGUACAUAUUCUUUGAUUAAUUUUUUUUGUCUCAAAACACAGAUUCAAGCUUUCAAAAUCACCAUUUACUUUCAGUCUGGAGAAAUGUUAGAGUGAAGUUAGUCAUGGGAAACAGGUCGCAAAAUACUUGUUUUGGUGGCUUGAGAUCAAGAUCAAUUCAAUAUGUGCACCAUGAAAGCUACAAAAUGCAAAUUAUCUUUGCACGGCACCACUUUAAGACAUAAACAGUCCUGCAAGCUGGGAUUAUUCUAAGCAGCCUCACAGAGCUCAGAGAAAAUCCAUGUGGCAAAAGACAUAGUGAAUUUGUUCUUCCACUGCUAAAAAUCAAUAGAAAUUUUGUUGCUGAAUUAAUCUGAAACCCAGGUUGCCGCAGUUAGAAUUUGUGGGAAAGUAUAUAGAUUCCUGUUUUCUCUCCUGCCUCUUAUAAUGCUGUUCUGACCUUCUUACUCUUUCCAAUAACGCUUACUGUAUUACUGAGGUGGCAAGAAAGAAGAUCUGAACAUGAGGAGCUUUGUAAAAUCUUUUUCCUAAACAUGAUCUGCUGUCCUAAAUUUGUGAAGUUCUUUUGAGCCCUGUAUAAAUAAAUGGGAGGUCUGCAAAGCGGCUAGGAAAUACUGCCAAUGAUAUUUUAUUUGCUGUUCAUUAGAAUAAUGGAUAUUAUUUGGUCUGGGUUUUUUUUUCCUGGGUAAAAAUGUGGUUUAUGUUCCUUUACAGAGUGGCAUAGGAGUAUAAACUCACGGUUUGUACAUGUGCUGACUGCUACAGAAAUAAAUCAAUCCAGGUGACCCCCAUAAUUUCUCUUAAUCUCUUACUGUAAUUCUGAAUACAUUUUUAGGCAAAAGAACGCUUGUCCAUCAGCUGCACAGAAGUCCCUGCCGUAGCUCUCUGAGCAGAGGAGUGGGGACCUGAAUCCUAAUCCUGGCUACAAGACCGCCUACUGCUGCGACCUUGAGCACGUCGUAUAUGUGGCUCCAUACAACGAUUGUACCUCCACCGUCACAGGAUUUGGGGGAGGAUUAAUUUGUUCAUGUCCGCUUAAAAAGAUGAAAAGCAUUAAGUCCUCCCAGCUGCAGGUUGUUGGGCAUCAGUCAACACCAUGAAUGUCAGAUAUUGAAACAGACAUGCCAGGAGCCAGAGAAUGUUCAGUAAAACUGAAGACACUGUAAAGGGUUGAGUGGAGAGGAAAAAUAACGAGACGUACUGUCCCUGUUGUCCAGGUGCUUUUAUAACUCAGGCCCUUUGGAGAAAGACCAGAGAAGAGCUACCCAUUGUAGAUUGCCUUCUGAACCGCUGCACUCAAGUUUUCCACCUCUGAGCAACAGAAGCAUCGACUGUCCUUAUUUCCUUGAAAAACGUGUCUUUUCCUGCGCCUGCUCGGUACCAGCUAAGCUGGCUGCGCUGUUCGGGACUGAGCGAGUUGCACGGUAUUCAGUGGGUAGGGAAGUUUUCAAGAGUUUCUUUCGUUAUACCCUUAAAAUGUAUCCUUAAAAGGUUAUGUGUAAUUCAGAUUGGGACUAUGGACUAAAAAUGGUAAAGGGAUUGUUGGUGGUGUGUGGUUUGGACCAAGGGUAGCAAGCUUUUGUAGUAACACAGCUUGUCCUGUCAUGCACGCAGCCAAACUCUGACUUGAAGCUGCAUGUAACAAUUACUCAGUAUUUAAGCUAUACUUUCUCACCAAGCACCUCUCUUGCAAAGCCAUUGCCCUACUUCAUGCUGUUAUAAUGCGGCGAAGAGAGAGAGCUCACAAGGGAAACACCGGGCACAGAAAUCUGCCCCUGGAACAACUGCGUAUUGACUUAAUAACAAAGUGACUGUUUUUAAAACCUUUGGCUAGCUAGCCAGCCUUCAUAGUCUAUAUUCCUAAGGCAAAUUCAAACGCUGUAACUCCUCUCCCAUGCAAGAAGGUUUUAUUAAAAGGGACAAGGUGCUGAAAACUUCACAAGUCCUAAUAAUUCAUGCUUUUUCCAGGGCAGAUGAUGUUGUGGACUGAUGCCUGGAGACUUUUCUGCACCUCUUGGUACAGCAAAUACCAGCCAAACAUUCCACAUUGCCCAACUCACAAGCGCACUGCGUUAAGAUUAGAACAUAAAUAAUGUGGCUUUUUAAGUUUCAUUUGUGUAAGAGAAAGCACCAUGAAUUUUGCUCAAGUCCAUUCUCACCAGCGGGACUAUUAAUGAAUGGCACCGUGUAAGGAUUUGUAAAACAGAAUCUUUAAUUCUAGUAGAGACAGGAGUUUCUCCGCUGAAUUCAAAAUAAGUAAAAUCCAGUGAAGACAGAGAAGCAGGAAAUUCCCAUUCCAAAUAUAGGCAGGUAGAGCCUUUUCCACUGUAAUUUAAAUUGCUUGCUUCAAUCCAGGGGUGAUGACUAGUCCUUGGUUUUUUAGGGGGAGGUUGGGAAGGGGGAAGGGUUCGGGUUCACUAAAAUGGUAAAUUAAAAUACACACAACAUUUAAAGGUUACGCUAAACAUCAUGCUUUUUAUUUUGGGGGAAAAGAGCAAGAAAAUAGCAGUAUUUUAACAGACUAGAAAAAGCCUCAUCUAAAUACCAAAAGCACAGCAAAUUAUAUUCAAAGCUGAUACAUUCUUAAGUCAAAGCAUUAAGUUGUAUGCACAUAUGCAUGUAUAUACACUCAUACAUAUAUACACACAUACACAACUUUUUAAAUAUAGUUGUAGCCGUUUGGAUUAUCUGUGUUUGCCUUAUUGUUCAUUUUAGGUUUGGGUGAGUGAAGUAAUUAGACCAGAAUUAACAUUUAAAAAAAAACAAA